Molecule: messenger RNA, 1669 nt
Organism: Sorghum bicolor (sorghum)
Lineage: Eukaryota; Viridiplantae; Streptophyta; Magnoliopsida; Poales; Poaceae
Product: 3-methyl-2-oxobutanoate hydroxymethyltransferase 1, mitochondrial
Exons: 5
Coding region: 273-1334 (353 amino acids)
Biological process (GO): pantothenate biosynthetic process
Cellular component (GO): mitochondrion
Molecular function (GO): magnesium ion binding; 3-methyl-2-oxobutanoate hydroxymethyltransferase activity
Source: RefSeq, a predicted model, not a curated record
AUUCUCUGAUUCCUCUCAGUGCCGGCGGCGGCGGUGGCUGGUGUUGCUCCUGCCAGGAUGCGACCGGCGGCAGCUUGUGCGUGGCUGCGAGGGGCGGCGGCUGUUGUUGCUGGUAGCGAAUUUUACGUUGGCUGCGAGGGGCGGCGCCCGCUAUUUGACUUGACACCUACGAGUAUAUACAUAUUGCAACCAAACACCUUCCAAAUUCCAAACGCUCGUCGCUCCCCCACACCAACCGCGCGCCGCCGCUUCGCAACAAGAGACACGACACGAUGCGGCGGUCCCUCUCCCUCCUCGCGCGGCAGCAGGUGGCGCAGCAGCGGCGGCUGCUGAGCAACGUGCCGGAGUCCACCGUCUACGGGGGCCCACGCCCGCAGGAGUCGGCGGCGGCGCGGCGCGUGACGGUGACCACCCUCCGCGGCAAGCACCGCCGAGGGGAGCCCAUCACCGUCGUCACCGCCUACGACUACCCCUCCGCGGUCCACGUCGACUCCGCGGGCAUCGACGUCUGCCUCGUCGGGGACUCCGCCGCCAUGGUCGUCCACGGCCACGACACCACGCUCCCCAUCACGCUCGACCUCAUGCUCGAGCACUGCCGCGCCGUGGCCAGGGGCGCGCCAAGGCCGCUCCUCGUCGGGGAUCUCCCGUUCGGCUGCUACGAGUCCUCCGCAGCGCAGGCUGUUGAUUCAGCUGUGAGGGUACUGAAGGAAGGUGGAAUGGAUGCAAUCAAGCUGGAAGGGGGUGCACCGUCCAGGAUCACUGCAGCCAAGGCUAUCGUGGAGGCUGGAAUUGCUGUCAUGGGGCAUGUUGGCCUCACACCGCAAGCUAUUAGUGUGCUCGGUGGAUUUAGGCCUCAAGGGAAGACGGUUGACAGUGCUGUAAAGGUUGUGGAGACAGCACUUGCCUUGCAGGAGGCUGGAUGCUUCUCGGUUGUGUUGGAGUGUGUGCCUGCUCCAGUGGCAGCCGCUGCAACAUCAGCAUUGAAAAUCCCGACCAUUGGCAUUGGGGCUGGACCAUUCUGUAGUGGACAGGUCUUGGUAUACCAUGACUUGUUAGGGAUGCUACGACACCCACACCAUGCCAAGGUCACACCAAAGUUUUGUAAACAAUUUGGUAACGUGGGCGAUGUCAUCAACAAGGCGUUAUCAGAGUAUAAGCAAGAAGUGGAAACUCAUUCUUUCCCUGGUCCAAGCCACACACCGUAUAAGAUAACUCCCACAGAUGUUGAUGGCUUUGCAAAUGCACUGCAGAAGAUGGGUUUGAGUGACGCCGCAGAUGCUGCGGCUGCUGCUGCUGAAAACAGGGAGAAUGGUGGAGAACCAAAAGGAAAAUAGUUGAUCUAAUGCCUGUUGCUUUCAACGGCUACACCAGAUUUUAGACUAGAGAAUAAAGGCUAGAGAAUAUAUUGCCUAGCAUAACGGUGUCCUGCACUAGUGCAAUCUUGUAAGACUGCAGGUGUAGACUGAAACUGAGAACCCUUUCGAUGUCGUUAACUGGACAAAAGGGAUCCUUAAUAAACAUGAGCUAGAUCAAGAUGUUCCGAGUAGAAGAGCUACGUUACUAUCACUUUUGAGUUUUGACACAUGAUGGUGUAUCAUCUUUUGCUACUCAAGAUACUAGCUUUGAAUGUUUGUCAUAUAUCAAACGAGCAAAAUAAUAAAAUGCAGAA